Messenger RNA from Gopherus flavomarginatus (Mexican gopher tortoise), 1213 nucleotides. RefSeq names its product ubiquitin conjugating enzyme E2 S (gene UBE2S). Lineage: Eukaryota; Metazoa; Chordata; Testudines; Testudinidae. The record is from RefSeq and is a predicted model, not a curated record. The transcript has 4 exons. The coding region runs from base 402 to 1043 and encodes 213 amino acids.
GGAAGGCAGGAGGGGGGGUUCAAACCCCUCCGUUCCACCGGGCCUGAUUGGGCGGCCGGGAUUCGAAAGGGCGUGGUCGGCCCGGGCCAAAGGCUAUAAAGUCCCCUGCUGAGCCCUAGCCCAGCUCUAGUGAGGGUGGGAGGCGAUUGGAGAGAAGCCAGAAGGGGGAAUCCCUGCAAGGGGGGCAGCCCAGAUUUGAGGGGGGCAGGUAGAGGGAAAGGGGGGAGCCUGGUUGGCACAGGUGGGGAGGGGGGGGCCUGGGAGGAGACCCUGCCUCUCCCCACCCCGCAAAGUGAAGGGGUGAGUUCUAUAGGGCUGGGGGGUAACCCCCAGAUUUAGGGGGUGCCCUGCCUCUGCAGGGGGCACCUGGUCUCUGCCAACCUCAGGCCAGACCCACCGCCAUGAACUCGAAUGUGGAAAACCUGCCGCCCCACAUCAUCCGGCUGGUCUACAAGGAGGUCUCCACCCUGACGUCGGACCCGCCGGAGGGCAUCAAGGUCUUCCCCAACGAGGAGGACAUCACGGACGUCCAGGUCACCAUCGAAGGGCCCGAGGGGACGCCCUAUGCCGGUGGCGUCUUCCGCAUGAAACUCAUCCUGGGCAAGGAUUUCCCGGCCGCGCCGCCCAAGGGCUACUUCCUCACCAAGAUCUUCCACCCCAACGUGGGCGCCAACGGCGAGAUCUGCGUCAACGUCCUCAAGAAAGACUGGAAGGCAGAGCUUGGCAUUAAGCAUGUGCUGCUGACCAUCAAGUGCUUGCUGAUCCACCCCAACCCCGAGUCGGCGCUGAACGAGGAAGCGGGGCGCCUCCUGCUGGAGAACUACGAGGAGUAUGCGGCCCGGGCCCGCCUGCUGACCGAGAUCCACGCCCAGCCCUCCAGCCUGCGGGGGGCCAGCAAGGACCCCGGCGACCCCUGCUCCUCUGCUGCCGCCCUGGCCGCUGGGGGCGAGGGCCCCGUGGCCAAGAAACACGCCGGCGACAGGGACAAGAAACAGCUGGCCAAGAAGAAGACCGACAAAAAGCGGGCACUGCGGCGGCUCUAGGGCUGCCCGAGGGCCUGGCUCGAACCAUGGACUGGGGGGGUCCAGGCAGGGUUCUAAUAAAACUGUCCCUUUUCCCAGCUUUUUGUUAAGGCGCUUUGGUAUUUUACUCUUUUUUCAAUCUUAAGUUAUUUAAGUUAUAAAAAAAAUCUAUUAAAGGACUUUGUUUUCUA